CAGUGUUCGGUCGCGGCCCGCUCUAUUUCUCCGACUCCGUUCACCCCCAUUCACACAGUAAAUAGAAGCAUGGAGGCUGUGACUCUCGGGGUCUGAUACCGAACAGCGGGGGGUAAAGACACCGCCGCAUGCGCGCUCCCCGUCACGGAAACCCACAGGAAGGACGCGGGUCGGUAGCGAACGCUUCGCCGCUUUGGAUUGGGCUCGUUUGGGGUGGAAGAGAGGCUCGUAGCUGGAGAGCAGAGCGGGGCAGCCCGCCGCGCUGAGCAUGAAGCGGACGGCGGUAGUGGCCAGGCACAAUGGCCUCGUCUCUCCGCUGGGGAACAACAACUCCGGGGCUUCGAGCAUCGUCUCACCGCCGAGGACCACGAGUCUCUCCGCUUCGGCCGACGGGGCAGCCGGCGGCGGGAUGGACGGCCUGCUGGACUUCUCCAGAGGCCCCACCGUCAAAACCGAGCUGGUGUGCAAAUGGAUUGACCGAAGUUCUCCGAGGCAGAUGCUCGGGCGGACGGCGACGUCCGUCUGCGAGCAAACUUUCAGCUCCAUGCACGAGCUGGUGGACCACGUCACCACCGAGCACGUCGCCGCCGGCUUCGAGUGCCUCAGUCACGUCUGCAUGUGGGACGAGUGCCUGCGCGGCGGGAAGGCGUUCAAAGCCAAAUACAAACUCAUCAACCACAUUCGCGUGCACACCGGGGAGAAGCCGUUUUCGUGCGCGUUUCCCAACUGCGGCAAGAUGUUCGCACGCUCCGAGAACCUGAAGAUCCACACGCGCACGCACACUGGUGAGAAGCCAUUCCAGUGCGAGUUCUGCGAGCGACGCUUCGCCAACAGCAGCGACCGCAAGAAGCACUCACAGGUCCACACGGCCUCCAAGCCCUACGACUGCAAGGCCCUGGGCUGCACCAAGUCCUACACCCACCCCAGCUCCCUGCGCAAACACAUGAAGGUUCACGUCAAGUCGUCUCCUACCUCCGAACCCCAGGACGUGUACGACUCCAUCCCUCAUCAACUGCAACAACCUCAGCAGGCUCUCCUGGAGCCCCUCGACCUCAAAAUGAACCGCCUCUCUCCAUCGCUCGUCAACGGGAACACUACUUUUCCUCUUCUGUCCAAUCACGCGUUGGAUAUCAGCUCGGCCAGCGGAGUUGACCACAAGCUGCUUCUGCGGAGCUCGUCUCCGAUGGCGAUGCCUCUGGAUCUCUCUCUGUCGGGCCUGAAGAGUCAGCUGGCCCAGAAGCAGCAGAGUGGGAGGACCCGGCGGAGGAGCCAGCGCUCAGUCAACCCAGCCUUACCUCAGUUGUCUAACAUUAAAGAAUGGUAUGUCUGUACUAGGAGUACCGCACCACACAUUCCUCUACUUCACCCAGACCACAUCAAAUCAGAACCCAGUGAUGAUGACGAGUAUGUUACGUAGGAUGGAGGGCUGGGGAGUUUGGACUUGAGGAACAUACAUUGUCAGGGAUGUGGAGUCAUAGUUGCUGUACAUUUCCAGAACCAGCUGAGUUGUGGUUCCACACCGGGUCUGAGAUGGAGAAGGCUGUGAUCAGGAGGAGACUUUUUUUUCAGUCGGUCCCUAACAGACUCAUCAAUUACUGUGGCCAGAAAGGACGAGAGGAAUCCCAUCAUUGCAGUGUCACAAAAAACCACAAGUUAUCCAAUCGGUGUCAGCGAGCUAUCCUGGACUACCGGGGGGGUGGGAGGGGGUGUUGUACAGAUAGACCAGGCGGGUGGGCUCCUGCUCUGCUUGGUGUAAGACAAUUUCGGUAUGAGGGUGUGUACACAUGACGACCUCUCUACAGAAACAUAGCGCUCUACCUAACAUAAAGCAAUUUCAAUUGACCCUGAGGGAACGUGGUUAAUGUUACCCUGAGGUCACGAUGGCACUGUACACAUGACGGCCGAGCAGCAGGCGCACGUAGGGAUUGAGUGUGGACCUGACUGCAGCCUCAGUUUGUGUUUAACUGGUUAGUAUAACCUCAGAUACAAACGGCAGCCAAAUUCUGCUGCCAAAUGAAGGGGUUCCACAUGUGGUCAGCUGAUCCGACGAGCACUUUGUUUGAAGCAAACUGAGACCUUUACUUGUUUUCCCUUCUCGCAGUCUGAUCCCAGACAGUAGCCAGCAGUAAAGCUGCAGUCUGAAGACAGUUCUUUGUACUGAUCAUCAAGUGUCUCCUUAUCCACUUCAUCCCUAUGGACCUCUCUAAGUGGGUUAAUCACUUGUAUCUGUUUACACUCCAUGUGCAAUUUAGUGAAGACCCUAUACGUCAUCCAUGUAUUUCUUUAACAUUAAACGGUUUUAAAUGAUGCACAAGGCAUCCAGUAUUUUCCCUUUGAUCAAAUGGUCCCACCGCAGAAUGCAUUGUGUUGGAAGAGUUACAGCUUGAGAACGGUUUAAUCUCUGCUUACAAUAGGAAUGGUGUACGAGUGACUUGUACUACAUAGUCAAUCCACACAUAGCUGCAUUUGAACCUGGCAUGUGAACACCUACCUGAAGAAGAAGUUCAAAAGGUCAUCCACCUUGCGUAGUACUGAAAGCAAAAUAUAUCUAAUAAUAAUAAUAACCGUGAAAAGCGGGUGCAAGUACAUGAGGUCAAAGUGAUGGAUAGCUUGGUAAAUUAUUUUAACGUUCAUCUUUUUUUCUCAUCCAAGUAAAUCUGUUUAACUAGGCCUUUUGAUAUGUACAUUAUUAUGGCUCAAAGGACAAAACCGUUGAAUGAAAUUGGAAUUUGACUUUAAAGUGUACACGUGAUUUGAAAAGUGUAAGUCGUUCAGUGUGGUUCAGGGUUACUAACGAGAAGUUUGUGUGCAGAACAUAACUUUGAUGACAGAAUUGUGUCAUUAAAGUUUUGCUUCUACAGCAAUAGUCUAGAUGUGAGUGUAUUAUUAUCACGUAAUCGGCAAGGCUAGAAUGUCCUGGUUUUCGCACGGUCCAAUCAUGCAGCCUUCAGGGCUGACAAGUUGCCUGUAGGUGUAGAUGUGAGUUUGAAUGGCUGUGUGUCCAUAUGUGUCCUGCGCUAGACGGGGAAGCAGAAGUGAUGCACCAUCCUGCUCGGGAUGAGCUGGUGGACAUACACAUGGACGCCAUGCAACCACAAACUAAAAGCAGAAUAAAAUCCAUCCGUUUGA
Molecule: messenger RNA, 3129 nt
Organism: Pungitius pungitius (ninespine stickleback)
Lineage: Eukaryota; Metazoa; Chordata; Actinopteri; Perciformes; Gasterosteidae
Gene: zic2b
Product: zic family member 2 (odd-paired homolog, Drosophila) b
Exons: 2
Coding region: 269-1417 (382 amino acids)
Biological process (GO): regulation of transcription by RNA polymerase II
Cellular component (GO): nucleus
Molecular function (GO): RNA polymerase II cis-regulatory region sequence-specific DNA binding; DNA-binding transcription factor activity, RNA polymerase II-specific
Source: RefSeq, a predicted model, not a curated record